Molecule: messenger RNA, 291 nt
Organism: Rotaria sp. Silwood2
Lineage: Eukaryota; Metazoa; Rotifera; Eurotatoria; Philodinida; Philodinidae
Source: the annotation of a GenBank genome assembly
AUGUUAUGGAUGUUAACAAUUAUUUUUUCUAUAUCGAAUAAAACAAAACAAAUGUUAAAUAAUAAUUUAUUAAAUAUUCGAGUAAAUAGUUCUUGUACAAUAAUUAAUUCAACUUUAUUUAAAUAUGAAAGUUUAAUAUGUGAAAAUGAACUUCCAUUAAAUGAUUUAAAUAUAAAAUGUUAUAAAAGAGAUGAUAAGACUUUUUUAUUUCUUAUAUAUGAAAAAGAAGAAUAUUUUGAAAAAUCAAAAAAAUCAAAGAUAUGUGAACAUGAACGAAUUCAUAUUUAUUUA